AAAAGUCACAGUUUCUGGUACAGUGAAGGGGUAUGAUGCAAUUUUACAGGGCAGAACUCUAUGUCCCUUUCUUGGACAGACAAUGAAGAAAAAGGUGAAUUCUAAGGAUAAGGAAGACUUUCAUGACGAGAAUUAUUUUCUGGUUCCUGAUAGGAAUCAUGACAUAAUAUUAGCCAAAGAAAAACAAUUUUUAUUAGACCUCAACAAGGUAUCAGAAAGGGUGAGCCAUGAGCUGUUAGUGAAGAAUAGAGGAGGAAACAGUUGCUCUUUUAUGACAGUAGACAGGACUGGUGAUUGUUGCAAUGAAGAAUUAUCCUGUCGCAAUAGUUUCUGUGACAAAUUUACAAAAUCCAACACUAUUGAUCUCUCAAAUCUAGGAGACCACUAUCCACUAGCUCUUGAGUUCAUCAAGAAGUCAUCCCAUCUAAGGAUAAUAUGCAGUGCUUCCAUCGCAUUCAACAAAUCACUGAAACAGAGAACCUCCAAAUUGGAGGUUCAGUUCAAGGGCUUGGUAACUUCUCAAAACAAUGGAAUAUCGAGCCCAAUCACUGGGUGUAAGCCUAUAGAGUAUUCAGAAAUUGCCCAUUUGCAAGAGCGGAUUAUGAGUACUGGAGAUGAAAAUGGAAAAACAGAAAGUGUUUUGAGAAGCCCUAUUUAUAGUAACUCGCCAAAUCAGUAUAGUAAUUCUAGCUCUAGAACUCCCAGUGCAAUGGAUGAUAGAAAAAUCAGCUCCUGGGAAUCAGAUAGUUCUUUAGUCAUCGUCAAUGAUACUUCAUCUCAUAAGCCAGUUACUCUUUCUAAAGGACUGAUCCAUUGCUCAUGGAAAGAUGGGCUUCCACACUUUGUAUUCUCUUUAGAUGACUCCCACGAGGUUCUUGUAGCCAAACCACAGAGGGUCGAGUUUUCAGGUGAAAAAGCUCUGGACUUUAUCUAUUUUUUUCAUUUGAGAAGCAAUGGAGAAAAGUCCCAACAGAAAGCUCAGAAGAAUUCAUCAAAUCUCAUUGGAAAGAUGACCGUAUCUUCCAGAUCAAACCCAGUUGAAUCUGAGUUUUUCGAUUCGAACUUUGUUUUGUAUGGUGCAAAGGAAGACCAAGUUAGGUGCAACAUGAGCAAGAUGGCAUCUUCAAGCCCCUACCGUAGUUGGAAUAAAGGUGCACAGAAGAAGGCAGGCAACAUUUUUGGAACCUAUAGUAGAUUUCAGCAUAGUCCUCUUCCUAAAUUUCGAGAAACCAAUGUGAAGUUGAAGGAAUUGAACUGGGAAAAUCCUUUGGAUGCAUCCAACAAACAGGAUUGCUUAGUUAUAGACAACCCUCUUGGAGAAAAUAUGCUGCCCAAUCUUGAGCUAGCUUCUAUACUCGUCAAAUGUCAUAACAGCAAGAAAACUGGUCAAGAGGCUACAAUUGGGGGGUGGGGAUUAAAAUUUCUAGAAAAAACUUCAGUUGAUGGGGCUUGUAAUAGUCCCUCACAGUCCAAAACAAACAAUUUGGAAGUUGUUUCUUUUAAGAAUUGCAAUGAAAGUGUGUCAAGAAAUGAAGGAAAAAUGAUUGCAGGCAUGACUGUUUUAGUCCCUGCAGGCUUUCAUGGUGGUCCAAGAACCAGAAAUGGAGGCCCUUCGAGUCUUUAUGAGAGAUGGGAGUCCGGUCACUGUGACUGUGGAGGAUGGGAUAUGGGAUGUCCUCUGACUGUGAUGAACCUGAGAGAGAGAAAUGAUGCAAAAGUUGUGAUAGAAGUUGAUACAAAGGAAGAUUGCCAAUCAUUUGAACUGUAUAUUAAGGGUUCAAAGAAAGGUGUCCCAGCUGUGAAGUUGGUGAAUAUACAUGAAGGCCUGUAUUUUAUUUAUUUCCAAUCAAAUCUAUCAGCUCUUCAGUCAUUCUCAAUUGGGAUGGCCAUGAUCCAUGCACAGAGUCCAGGCCUUCCAGUAAAUCAUGUACAGCAGAUGAAAUAGUGAGUUCAGUGACUCAUCAUGAAGUAUCCAAGUUUUGUAGUGUCCCUUUUCUCUUAUGAAACUCACAUAGCAUUGUAUUACUUAUUCUAUGUAUUGAAAAAUGUAUCAUUCCUCAUUGGUAAUGUAUGUAUUUAACUGAAAAGCCUAUCUAUUUUUUGAAUAAAUGUAUCCUAAUUUUGAGGUUCUAAA
Molecule: messenger RNA, 2134 nt
Organism: Amborella trichopoda
Lineage: Eukaryota; Viridiplantae; Streptophyta; Magnoliopsida; Amborellales; Amborellaceae
Source: RefSeq, a predicted model, not a curated record